Cucumis melo (muskmelon) is the source of this 4060-nucleotide messenger RNA. Its product is annotated as DNA oxidative demethylase ALKBH2. Bases 130 to 864 code for a protein of 244 amino acids. The transcript has 9 exons. Gene Ontology annotation, biological process: DNA repair. The record is from RefSeq and is a predicted model, not a curated record. Lineage: Eukaryota; Viridiplantae; Streptophyta; Magnoliopsida; Cucurbitales; Cucurbitaceae.
UCCGGGCGCAGUUACCGGUGGCAUCGAUCAAAUUAAAUUUGGCGCAAAAGAAACGAAACGAAACGAGAGCACGAACUAUAUAAAUAUGGUACAGUUAAGAAGACAAGAGCCGCAAAUUGUGAAGAAAUAAUGAGUCUCAGGUUCAAAGAAGUGACCGACUCAGAAACGGAGACGAAGAUCCCUCGUCCUUUUGAUCUAGGAAAGCGGCAGACGUUGGAUCUCGGCAAUGGAAGCGAAAUCCUCUACAUUAGCAAGUUCGUCUCCUCCGAUCAGGCUUGGACCUGGUUCGAUUAUCUCAAUCAACGUAUUCCAUGGACCAGGCCCACCAUUCGCGUCUUCGGUCGCUCCGUUCUUCAGCCUAGAGAUACUUGCUACGUUGCACAUCCUGGAUUGACUACAUUAACUUAUAGUGGGUAUAAACCUCAUGCCUAUACUUGGGAUGAUUUUACUCCUCUUAAGGACAUUUUGGAUGCUGUCCACGAAGCUCUUCCGGGAAGCAGAUUUAAUAGCUUACUCUUGAACAGGUAUAAAGGUGGUAAUGAUUGUGUGGGUUGGCAUUCUGAUGAUGAGAAAGUGUAUGCACUGAACCAGGAGAUUGCUUCUGUAUCAUUUGGAUGUGAACGGGAUUUCUUGUUGAAGAAGAAGCCCAACAAAACUUCUCAACGAAGAAAUGAUGAGGUGCCUCCAGCCAAGAAAUCAAAGAAAUGCAGUGGGGCUGAUACACACUCAUUUGUACUAAAGCAUGGUUCACUUUUGGUUAUGAAAGGCUACACUCAACGAGAUUGGAUGCAUUCAGUGCCUAAGCGCCUUAAGGCAGAGGCAACCCGCAUCAAUCUUACUUUCAGACACAUUAUAGGUGAUUGAUUUUGAAGUUAAUACCAGAUUGUUGUAGGAAUGUCCUUCGUAAGGUUCAAGUGGCUCUAUCUUUGGAGUGGACGUUUCAUUAGUUUUGGUUCAUUGAUCAAGGAUUGUUGCUUGAUGUAGUUGUAUAACUGUUGAUGAAAAAGGUGGUCCAAUGAAUAGCAAUUAUUGCCUCCUUGCCGAGCCGAUGAUCGGGAGGACAACGAGCUCUCUCGUUUACAGAAAUGUGGAAGAGAUGUAUAAUCCAUUAUCUACAAGAAAGAGAGAAUAAUUAAUUCAUCAUUACAUGCAUAUGGCCUUACCUUCAGCAGCUCUUCUUUCCCACAGCCUGGUAGCACUUGAACCUUUUUCCUUGUCCUUUCAUGUAAGAGAGGCUUGAUAACCUGCGAUAUCAAAGAGAUAACAUGAUGACUAUGUACAUCAGUCAGAUUUGUAAGGCUAUUGCAACAUACAAGGUACAGAAUCAACUAAGAUCGAUCUUUUUAAUGGCCUUACCUUCCAACAGGAUGAAAAGACGUAAGGUGCAUUUACAAUGUAGUAAGCAGUUGUUCUCUCUGGGUAGUUCAAAUCAUCAAUGGUUGAUAAAAUUGUCAGUAACUGCAGAAACAUGUGACAGGAGCGAUUGAAUGACCAUCUUAGAGAUUCGGGAAAUCCUUGAUUUGCUAGUUAUAAAUUGCGUAUUUAAGAUUUGUCUUUAGUUUGGACCAAUCAGAACCACUAGAAAUGGAAUCAGAAUUACGGGGAGAAAUUUAACUUGUGCCGACAACAAUUGGAGAAGGAAAAGAAUACCUUUGUGUGGCCAAGUGCUGAAAGUUUCAGUCCAGUCAUAUCUAAAAUCUUCACGCAGGUGGUGAUGGGCCGUCCAUACUUUUUUGAUGCUGAAGGCUACAACAAAAAAAGCGUAGGUGUUAUUGUAAUGAUAAUGAAGGGUGAAGAGAGAAGCUUCUGUUGAAUCCCAGAAUUCAGUAACUCACCAGAAUAACACGAUCCCGAUACUCAUUGAUUUGUAUGUGCGACUGCACAUAAUCAUUCACCUGUGAAGAGAUUAAAACACCGGUUAGUAAACUCAACAAGCUUCUCAAUUUCUCACAGGUUUUUGAAAUACAGAUUUUCAAUAGUCUAGGCUGCUGUUUGUGGCAUCGAAAUUCACAGGAUGGCCCAAAAUUAUUCCUAUAGAAAAUGAAUUGAACCCGAAUACUUACAGUUGCUUUGUCUAAUGCGCUGAGUCCAACGCCAAUGGCAAAUACAGGAAGGCCCUGAGGUGAAACAUAACAAAUUACAGAUCAGAAGCCGGCACUCAAUCUCAUUAGAACAGGUAUCUUAGAAUUAUACGGAAAUGUUUUAUUCAACGUGAGAUUUCUGGUUUAAACGAAUUAGAUAUUGAUUAGCAAAUUCAUACCUCUUUCGAGUAACCUGAAAGUCCCACAAGCUGUGAAUCUCUCACUGCUCUGUAGACAUCAGCAGGAAGUAUAGGCUUCUGCAGACAACGGAAACUUUGUCAACACAAGAAUUUUGGGGCAUCGCAGUGAAUGAGCUGUUGAAGCACUUACUCUUAAUACAUUGUCAAUCUCGUUUUCUACCCUCCAUUUUAAACAGUCCACCAGCUGAAACAUAGAAACAAGGGGCUAUUUUAGUAAUGCAUAACACAGUUUGAUGUCCAUAGAAAGUUGAAUCAAAAACAUAUUUCUAACCAUUUUAUGGGCCUUGGCAACAUCGUAUUCUCGUGCCUUUAAGAAUCGUUCUAGCGUUUCAGUUAUGAAUCCUUGAUGUACAUUCUGCAAAUAGAUCAUUCGAAGUUACUUAAGAGAAGUUUCAUAAGAGGUCAUUUGGGAUUCGAUCUCAUAUUGUUAGCAGAACCAACAGCAUUUUAAGCUCUUAGAACUUGCAGUUAGAAGACAGGUCGUAACACAGAAGGAGAUGAAGAAAAAGAAGAAAGCUGGUGAACCUGAAAGGAUUUCUUCAUUGGCUGAUCAACUGCAGUUUUCGAAACAAAAGGACAGAACAAAUAGUUAUUAGCAAUUGAAGUUUUCAGAACUAAAAUUGAAGGAAAACGGAGUUGGUCUACUGACCUCGAUCCAUCAGAGCUCUGAGCUUCUUGAUAGCUUCCUGAGGAUUGAUACCCAUUUGAUUGAUCUCGAGAUGAAAAGAACACCAAAGAAAAAUGCAAGCUCCCAAGUUUCUAUUUCUCUCACUCUCUCUGUAGGACAAAGUGAGUACGAGAAUCACGAAGCUAGAUGAAUAAUGAAUACAAGAGCCUCUCUUAGAAGAAGAGUCCGGACAAGAAAGUGAACCCAAGAUCUCACAAGUCACAAUCUUUAGAGGCGAAGGUGCUGUUUAAAUACCAAAGGUCUCACACGGACUCACCCUUCUUUAUUUCUCUGUCCUUCUCGAUGGCCUGUGAGACUGACACAAAAGUCAUUAUCUUUUUCCUCGAUUGGGAAAAGUAAGAAAGUGUGUGUCGGAAUCUAAAUACGACCCUUAAAAAAUGCAGCGAAGAAGAGGAAAAAGGAGCUAACAUUCUGAAUGGGUUCUUCGUGUCGAAGUUGCUGGCUCUGGUUUGUUUCCAAAUUUUUGCUUCCGUAAUCUUUUUCAGUAUUCUCCACUAAUAAAUAUACACCACAAACAUUAAAUCUUGGUCGUCCAUCUGGUCGUUGCCAUCUACCCUUCACCAUUUGAUUUCGGGUUCUUUUUUCUUUUCUUCCCUUUCUUUCUUUUUUAUUCCCAAACCCUGUGGCCAGUUAAUUGUGGAAAGCAAAACCGUGGGAAUCUUCUUAAAAAGUGAAAGUGCAGGAAAAUGCCCAUUCUCUUUGGCCUUGCUUGUUGGAUCUUAAAGUGAGGAAAUUUGAUGGCUUUUGGUGACACUUAUGGAGAAAACUUGGUGGAGAUGUUUGGGGGACUGCCAAAGGGUGGACUUUCGAUCCUGUCUCGUAUUCUUUGGAGGUAGCAUUUAUGGAAUUGGAAUUGGUGGGAGAAAUGGUAAAAAAUAACCUUAAGGUUCAACAAUGGAAAAUGGAGAUAAAAUCAACCACAUUUGAUCAUUGAGAUGGUUGACCAUACUUUACCAGUUUGAUGAGACUUAAAUGGUACACCUUUUUUUUUUCUUCUUCUUUUUAAUUAAAAGAAAGAUGCAUUUGUGGUGUUCUUUGAAUAUAGUUUCUAUUGGAUAAACUUUUUUAUUUUAGCUACUCAUGCUUUGACA